This is a messenger RNA of Myotis lucifugus (little brown bat), 3949 nucleotides long. RefSeq names its product pleckstrin homology and RUN domain containing M1 (gene PLEKHM1). The record is from RefSeq and is a predicted model, not a curated record. Bases 158 to 1948 code for a protein of 596 amino acids. Lineage: Eukaryota; Metazoa; Chordata; Mammalia; Chiroptera; Vespertilionidae. The transcript has 7 exons.
CAAGAGCUGGAUCUCGGAAGAUGACUUCUACCGGCCUCCCCAGGAACAGCCCCCGGAGAGUCCUUCAGAUGGCUCCGCAGCUUCUCCCAGAGGGACUCCAGAGUCCAGGCCGUGUCUUCUCAGGCAUUUUUCUCAAGGACCAAGAAAAAGCUCCUCCAUGGGGGCCUUAGACAAAGCUUGUGUGCCUUCUCCAGGAAGCAGGAAAAGCCCGGCAGCCGCCACGCAGGAGCAUAAGAACUUCAGGGUGGUGCAUCGCAGGCAGAUGGGACUGUCCAACCCGUUCCGGGGCCUCAUGAAACUGGGCACAGUGGAGCGGCGGGGGGCGAUGGGCAUCUGGAAGGAGCUCUUCUGCGAGCUCUCCCCCCUGGAGUUCCGCCUCUACCUGAGCGGCGAGGAGCGCACCUGCGUGGAGAACUGCUCGCUGCUGCGCUGUGAGUCCGUGGGGCCGGCCCACAGCGACGGCCGCUUCGAGCUGGUCUUCUCCGGCAAGAAGCUGACCCUGCGAGCCUCUUCCCAGGACGAGGCCGAGGACUGGCUGGACCGGGUGCGGGAGGCCCUGCAGAAGUGCCGGCCGCAGCAGGAGGAGGAGUGGGUGAGCGUCCAGUACCCGGAGCAGCCCAGCGACCUCCCCAAAGACCCCCAGGGUGGCCCCCCCUCCCACUCGGAGCCCACGGAGCCCGAAUCCCUGCAGGGCACGCAGUUGGAUUGGUCCUCCGUCCAAGUGCCGGAGCCGGACGCUAUUAAAGAGUCCCUCUUGUACCUGUACACGGAUAGGACCUGGACGCCCUAUAUCUUCUCCCUGUCCCUGGACUCCCUGAAAUGCUUCCGCGUGAAAAACAACGAGAAGAUGUUAAGUGACAGCCACGGAGUGGAGACCAUCCGAGAUAUCCUGCCAGACACCAGCCUCGGCGGCCCGUCCUUCUUCAAGAUCAUCACGGCCAAGGCCAUCCUGAAGCUGCAGGCCGGCAGCGCCGAGGAGGCCGCCUUGUGGAGGGAUCUGGUGCGCAAGGUGCUGGCGUCCUACCUGGAGACCGCGGAGGAGGCCGUGACACUGGGCGGGAGUCUGGACGAAAACUGCCAAGAGGUGCUGAAGUUCGCCACCGGGGAGCAGGGCUUCCUGCUGCAGUACCUGGUGGCCAUCCCCACCGAGAAGGGCCUCGACUCCCAGGGCUGCUUCUGCGCAGAUAGCAGGCCUAUCCACCGUGGUUGCUUCUGUGUUACUCAGGAGCUGACUCUGGCCCCGCCGCUGCUCACUCUCCCCAUAUCCUUCUCCCCAGGCUGCUCCCGGCAGAUCGGCUUCUCAUUUGUACGACCCAAGCUCUGUGCCUUCUCUGGCCUCUAUUACUGUGACAUCUGCCACCAAGACGAUGCUUCAGUGAUUCCGGCCAGGAUCAUCCACAACUGGGACCUCACCAAGCGCCCGGUCUGCCGGCAGGCCCUGAAGUUCCUGAUGAAGAUCCGGGCCCAACCCCUCAUCAACCUGCAGCUGGUGAACCCAUCGCUGUACGAGCACGAGGAGCGGAUGCACCUCAUCGGGAGGAGCCGGGAGCAGCUGAAGCUUCUGGGGGAUUACCUGGGCCUGUGCCGGAGCGGGGCCCUGAAGGAGCUCAGCAAAAGGCUCACCCACAGGAAUUAUCUCUUGGAGUCUCCCCACAAGUACAGUGUCGCUGACCUCCAGCAGAUCUCGGAGGGAGUGUAUGAAGGAUUCCUCAAGACCCUGAUCGAGUUUGCCUCCCAGCAUGUCUACCACUGUGACCUGUGCACCCAGCGUGGCUUCAUCUGCCAGAUCUGCCACCACCAUGACAUCAUCUUCCCCUUCGAGUUUGACACCACCGUCAGGUGUGGCGAAUGCAAGACCGUCUUCCACCAGAGCUGCCAGGCCGUGGUGACGGGCUGCCCCCGCUGUGCCCGCCGGCGCAAGUACCACGAACAGAACGCUCUCACCUAACCCAGUCUCCUGACCCCCCUCAAAGGCCUCGGGGUGAGGGUUCAGCUCAGCCAUGCAGCUGGGUUUGCCAUCAGCCCCGGCCACUCUCUCAAGGUGUCACAGCUGUCUCCCUCGUCAGGAAGACUCUCAGAUGUGACCAGAGCAUGAGCCUACCAGAGGGCUUGAUGAUUGAUGCCCCCCCCCCAUCUGCUCCAGGAGGUGGGACACCAGCAGACGCCCCCUGUCCGGGGUGCUGGGGGUGGGGGGACUUUGCACUAAUCAGGCUCCAGCUCAUCUCACUGACAUGGCACCCCCAUCAGGGCUGUUCACACACUGUGGAAAUAAGACUUGGGGCGCAUUUUCAAAUCCACAUGCCUGAUUAAAAGGUCUAGUUUUUUAAGGUGGGUUUCCCCCUUCCUAUUUCAAUAGAAAAUAUUUUUUUAUUCUUAACCCUAUACAAGUCACCCAAGAAAUCCAGGCAUUCUCACCAUGAGCGAAUGUGCAGGUACCGCCCAGGCCUGGUCUGCAGACAGGCGGGCGGCUGGGCAUCCCUGGGACAGAGCCAUCCGCUGCCUCUCCUUCACCCUCCCCAGAUGCUUGCUGCCAACAGCUCAAGUGCAAUGUGCCAAACCGCCCAUGGGGCCAGGCGGGUCAGUCCUGAUGCCACCUUCUUCCUCUCCCUCUCUACUCCCUGCCCCAUGCCCCCCACCUGAAAAGCCCAUCUUUCUCUGUGUCAGAGCCCCUCGGCUCUUCUGUGGCCGGGAUUCUGGUCCCUGCACGAGAAGGGGAAUGACUUCAGCCCAGCACUGUCAGCACUUUGCAUCUUCCUUGGGCCCCAUGCCCUCCUCACUCCUACCCUUACACUGGAACACUCUCAGGGGUCCCACCCCUGCCUGCCUGACCCCUGCUGGGACAGAGGUAGUCUGGACAGAGAGGGCAGCGAGCCCAGGCCGGCCGGGGCCGGUCUUGGCACACACUGUGGAACAGUGACCCGUCCUUCACGAAGCGUGCCAGCCCCGCUGCUGAGAUGUGCGGGGGCCAGCGGGGGAAGGGCCACGGAAGGGCUUCACCUCCGUUCACAAAGCCAUGCAUUCACACAGCUUUGCCGGACUGGCCCGGGAGGGGCGCCGCUGGAGACUGGGAAAUGUCAUUGAAACACCAUUGCCAUUUGAAGGGGUGUUAGAAUGGUUUUCAAAUGAUAAUUAGACCCUUGGGGUUUGGGGGAAUCUGCUGCAUCCCUCCCCCCUCUCCUGAAUCCAGCCCCCCUCUGCCCUGGGGCCCUCUGGUCAUCUCUGCACUCAGCUGGAGAUUGGGGGCCUCAUGUGAAGACCCACCUGUCCUGCCAGGAGAUGAGCUUACUCCCACUUCUCUCUGGGGGUGAUUUGGCUGCUCAGUCACCUGUCUAGCCCCGUGGAGCUGGAUAAAUUGUGCAAUAGAACAGAGGAGGUACUAGGCAGGUGGGGGAGGGGCUGCCACACAGCCUCUCUGUCCCCUCUUGUAAGAUGGUGCACACCUGUGCCCAGCACACCAAAGCCUCCAGAAGCAGAAAUGGAUCCUUAUCCUCAUCCCACCCCUCAGAGCAUUUAUGCCAGCACAGCCUGAUUGGAGCCCCAACUGCCCCAGAUCCCUGAGUGGGCAGGAGCCCAGCCUAGGUGAGCAGUGUGGCCCUGGCUGGGCCUGUGUGUUCUAUAUUCCACGAGGUGCCCUAGGAGGGGGCAGGAGUGAGACCUUGGAGGCACCCACUUCAGUCUGCUCCACCCCCGCGCUCCCAGAGAUUAGAAGCAUUAAAUCUGACGCUCCCCCAUCCCCAAAAGCUGCUGAUGCUUUCAGAUGAGCUGAGUUGCACCUCCUCUCCUCCGACGGAAAGCUGAUGUGAACCCCAGUAGUGGCCACACUAUUUUUAAAGUGUCACUUGAUGCAAUAAACUUUGCAGUAUGGGGCCCUGGUGCUUGGCAAUGUACUGAAGGAACUGCUGCUGUGUGUUGUUCGAAUGAUUUUGCAGUAAAGAUCUGAUAUUUCUAA